UGUUCUGUUAUUAUGUCUGCCUAGCACUCUUUUUCUUUAGAAAAAGACCCAGCGCUAAAGGAAAACAUGGGACUUCUGUCAGUUUCUGGUUAUGUAGUGCUGUUUUCCUCCUUGUUCACACAUGGAGCAUUUGAAGAUACGGAUCGGUAUGAAUCAGUCAAAGAUUCUCACUCAGACGCUGCUCUAAAGGUCCAGCCUGACCGCAGACAACACUUCAGGGGGGGAAAUUUCACCCUUCUCUGCUCAGUAAUAGGUGGUAAUUCAACAGGCUGGAUACUGAAUAGGCUUCAAGGAGCUAAAACGAGGUCAGGAUGUUUGCAGUUGAAUGGCACAGAAUUUACAGACAGACCUGAAGAAUGUCAUUUCAUUGACAUUGACUACAAGAAUAGUGGACUGUACUGGUGUGAGAGUCCUGCUGAAAACAAGACAAGCAACACUGUCAACAUCACUGUGAGCUAUGACUCCACAGAAGAUGAAAAGACAUUUACAGGAUCUUUGGUCUGGGUGUCAGGGCUUUGUGUUAUCUUGGUUAUUCUAGUGGUUUUUCCUUUGCUCUGGCUGUUGUUUCCAAGUUUCAGGGAGAAAUUGCAUGUGUGUCCAAAUAGGGCAUUCAGGAGGGAAAGGGUCCAACAGGAAAUGCCUAAAACCAAGCAGGACGUGACUGAAAUCCAGUGGGAUCUUCCCUGGAUGGAAAUGGACAAUUUGCUGGACAAACACCAAAAUCCUGGCAGCUGAACAUUCUACAUUUCAUGUUAUCACAUAAUAUUUCUGAAGACAGAACUGCCACUGUGGUUUAUAGAGUGAGUGAUGGGUAAUAUGACAGAUGAAUAAAGACAGAUGUUUUUUUCAAUUACAAAAUGACAUUGAUUUGUCAUUUCUCUGUGACUCGUUCACAUACACAGUAAAACCUUGUGUGAACUGAAUAAUUUUUCUGCACAGGAUGCCAAGCAAGCUGGUAAUUAAAUUUUUUUUGUUAUUUUGUUGUUUUUAUUAUUUUUAUUAUGGUUAGGCCUAUUGCACAGUGCAGUGUUGACAUAUAAAAUAUUUAUUUCUUUAAAAAGGACAAAUAAAUAAAUAACAGCGAUGUAUCAUGUACAUUCAAAGCUGACUGAAAAUGCUAUUUUUUAUGUUAACAUUGUGACAUUUGAUAAACUGUUUAAUGUCAGUGUUACAGUGCCUUGCGAAAAUGUUCAUACCUCUUCAUUUUUUUCACGUUUUGUUAUGUUGCUGCCUUAUGUUAAACUACUUUAAAUUUCUUUUUUUUCCCACAUCAAUCUACACUCCACACACCAUGAUGACAAAGCAAAAACAGAAUUGUCAAAACUUCAUAAAUUUAUUAAAAAUAAAUAAACUGAAAUAAGUACAUUGCAUCAGAAUUCAUACCCUUAAACCAGUACUUAGGUGAAGCACCUUUAAACCCUCAAGUCCUUUUGGUAUGAUGUGACAAGCUUUGCACAUCAGCAUUUGGCAAUUAUCUGCCAUUCUUGACCUCACCUCUUCACCUCUCAAGCUCUGUCAGGUUGGAUGGGGGCAGACGCACAUUUUCAGGUUUCUCCAGAAAUAUUUGACUUUGUUCAAUCCCAGGCUUUGGCUGGACCACUCAAGGACAUUCACAGGAGAAUCUUGUUUCUCACAAUCUGAGGGUUCUUUAGGUGCUUCUUUGCAAAUUCCAAGUAUUUUUAAUGUGUCUUCACUGAGGAGAGGAUUGAGUUUGGCCACGCCACCAUACAGACUAGAUCGGUGGAGUGUUGCAGUGAUGUUUGUCCUUCUGUAGAUUUCUCCUAUCUCCUCAUAUGAUCAUAGAGCUCAACCAGAGUUGCCAUCAGGUUCUUGGUCACCAGUCUAACCAAAGACCUUCUCCAUCGAUUGCUCAGUUUGGCCAGGAGGCUUGCUCUAGGAAGAGUCCUGGUUGUUUCAAACUUCUUCCACUAAGAGUAAUGGAGACUACAUGCUUCUGCGAACCUUCAAUGCAGCAGAAUCUUUUUUCUGAACUCUUCCCCAGAUGUGUGGCUUGAUGCAGUCCUGUUUCCGAGUUCUAGGCAGUUCUUUUGACCUUAGGGCUUGGUUUUUGCUCUGAUAUGCAUUUUCAGCUGUUA
Cyprinus carpio (common carp) is the source of this 2096-nucleotide messenger RNA. RefSeq lists its product as uncharacterized. Lineage: Eukaryota; Metazoa; Chordata; Actinopteri; Cypriniformes; Cyprinidae. The record is from RefSeq and is a predicted model, not a curated record.